This is a messenger RNA of Haliotis rubra (blacklip abalone), 2118 nucleotides long. RefSeq names its product integumentary mucin C.1-like. The transcript is spliced from 4 exons. Lineage: Eukaryota; Metazoa; Mollusca; Gastropoda; Lepetellida; Haliotidae. The coding region runs from base 465 to 1061 and encodes 198 amino acids. The record is from RefSeq and is a predicted model, not a curated record.
UGUGCACUAAGCGCACUCUUGCGAUCGUGGUUUGUGAAGGCGGGCUGUGGGUUGUGGGAAGGUGUGUGAAAAGUUCAGACAGUCAGAUUAUUAUUUUUUACAGAGUCAGAAACGAAGUCAGAUAAGGCGUCACUUACAGAAGCACACACAGAGUGUGAUCGUGGUAGCCUGUGAAGGCGGGUUGUGGGUUGGAGGAAAAGUGUUUGAGAAAGUCAGAAGCAAAGUCAGAAACAGUCACGUACGGAGUCAGAAUCAAAGUCAGAUACGGCGUCACUUACAGAGGCACAUACGGACUGUGAUCGUGGGAUGUGAAAGAGGGCUGUGAAUUGGUGGAUAAGUGUGUAAGAAGUCGGAUACAGAUUCAGAAACGACGUCAGAUACACAGUCACAUACGGAGUCAGAUACAGUGUCAGAUCAGGACAAGGACAGGGAGUGUACAGAGUUGAGAUACUGAUCGACAUGUGAUGGCAAUUCUGCGAUGCCAGCUCCUUGUAAACAGAAGCUCCGUGCUCAUCUGUCAGCUGAUCUUCGUCACGUCGCUGGGGUAUUCUGUCGUCACUGCUGCCACCAAAGUAUGCACAGACAACUCUCUCCUGAACAACAGCGGUAUGAACGUCGACAAAAGGGUGACGCAAACUCCUUACGUUAUCCUUACAACAUCGGGGCUGAUGGACUGCGGGGUUAAGUGUCAAAGACGAAAGGCGUGCGGCGGUGUCAACUUUAACGUCAACACUGGCGACUGUGAAUUGUUGGGUGUGGCAGCAAAUCAAAAUUCAUUUACCACAGAGACGGGAUGGAUCCAUUCCAUUGUCGCCAUGUUCCCGAAGAUACUGUCAGGGAACUGUGCUGACCACACCUGCACCUCCCUUCAGUACUGUGAACCUUCAGCUUCCUCGUACAGCUGCAUCUCAACGGCACUAGAAACUGCUACCGCUGCCACUACUUCCACCACCACUCAAACCACCACAACUUCUACUACAACUUCAACGACAACUACAACGACAACAACUCCAGCUCCUCCGAAUUUUCCAAUAUCAUCGGGUGAGAGAGAUGACAAGUGACAUGGAGGUAGAUGAACAAGAACCUUAUAAAAUACAAAUAUCAGUCUGCUAAAUCCAUGAAGAUUAUUCCGAAAACAAACAAUUACAAGGAUGUUACUGUGAUCGAUUGACGUUGAAAAACGUCACGCCACAGCCCCUCGGUUUCGCAGAAUUCAACUUUAUUUUAUCUCUUUUGAAAUGGGGUACCAGUUCUGUUGAUGAAUGAACAUCUAUUUUUACUAUGACCCUUUUCAGUUGUUUAGCUGCUUGAAUGUUAGGUACAUCAUUGUCACUGACAGGAUCGACUUGAACCACUGUCUGAAAGGAGUGAUUUGGCUUCAAAACCAUUGUUAAGUUACCAUUGUCAUUGACAGGAUCGACUUGAACCACUGUCUGAAAGGAGUGAUUUGGUUACAAAACCAAUGUUAGGUUACCAUUGUCAUUGACAGGAUCGACUUGAACCACUGUCUGAAAGGAGUGAUUUGGUUACAAAACCAAUGUUAGGUUACCAUUGUCAUUGACAGGAUCGACUUGAACCACUGUCUGAAAGGAGUGAUUUGGUUACAAAACCAAUGUUAGGUUACCAUUGUCAUUGACAGGAUCGACUUGAACCACUUUCUGAAAAUUGAGAGAUUUGGCUUCAAAGCCAAUGGUAAGUUACCACAGUCACUGACAGGAUCGACUUGAACCACUUUCUGAAAAGUGUGUGAUUUGGCUCCCAAACCUUUGAAAAUUAUUUCAGUUAUUGUCAGGCGUAGAGGACUAACAUAUGGACAAUGCCCGAAUUUAUGUUGGUCCUGUUGAUAACACGUUUGAGUAACCCACGUGCAGCGGUUAAUGCUGUCAAACUGAGAAACAGUUCGAGUCCACGAUCAUGAUUCCUGGCACGCAUAAGGGGCGCAACUCUGUACAGCUAACUGUGGCGCAUCACGACUGCUUUACCAGUUUUCUUUAAAAAAGUAUUCCCUAGUCACAGGUUCAUGUCACAUGUCCAUCGGUGUUAAUUAUAUUUUUACCGGAUCGUGGUAUUUGAUGCAAUCUAAUGUAUGUUGUUAACGCCGUAUUUACUAAUGUUCCA